Neofelis nebulosa (Clouded leopard) is the source of this 2171-nucleotide messenger RNA. RefSeq names its product EYA transcriptional coactivator and phosphatase 2 (gene EYA2). The record is from RefSeq and is a predicted model, not a curated record. Gene Ontology annotation, cellular component: nucleus. The transcript is spliced from 16 exons. NCBI's taxonomy places the organism in Eukaryota, Metazoa, Chordata, Mammalia, Carnivora, Felidae. Gene Ontology annotation, molecular function: protein tyrosine phosphatase activity. Gene Ontology annotation, biological process: negative regulation of extrinsic apoptotic signaling pathway in absence of ligand; positive regulation of DNA repair; multicellular organism development. Bases 198 to 1814 code for a protein of 538 amino acids.
CGGGGGCAGAGGGAGGGCCCGGCCCGGGGAGGGGAAGGGGCCGGUCCUCCCCGCGCAGGCGGCGGCCGCGGCAGCCCAGGAGGCGGAGGCAGCGGCGGCGGCGGAGCAGCACCGUGCCCGGCGCAGUCAGCCCGGCCGCGUCGGACCCGCGCCCGCCCGCGCCGGGGCGCCCUCUCCACUGCGCGCGGUACAAGGAAAUGCUAGAACUGGUGAUCUCACCCAGCCUCACUGUAAACGGCGAUUGUCCGGGUAAACUGAAGCUGAGCCGCACCGACGCCGAUGUCUGGACUCUGAGUGACAUAGAAGGCAUCACCGCAUCGGCCCCUCCGAGCGUGUCUCCGCUCUUCGCAAGGUCUUGUCCACGUGUCCUGCACAGCCAGCCUCCCACGGCCAUGGCAGCCUACGGCCAGACACAGUACAGUGCAGGGGUCCAGCCAGCUGCCCCUUAUACCACUUGCCCACCUCCGGCACAAGCCUAUGGAAUCCCUUCUUACAGUAUCAAGACAGAAGACAGCUUGAACCAUUCCCCCAGCCAGAGUGGAUUCCUCAGCUACGGCUCCAGCUUCAGCACCCCACCCACUGGACAGAGCCCGUACACCUACCAGAUGCACGGCACAGCAGGGAUCUAUCAAGGAGCAAACGGGCUGACCAACGCGGCUGGAUUCGGAAGUGUGCACCAGGACUAUCCUUCCUACCCUGGCUUCCCUCAGGGCCAGUAUUCCCAGUAUUACAGCUCGUCCUACAGCCCUCCUUAUGUCCCGGCCAGCAGCAUCGGCCCUUCCCCACUCUCCACGUCUACCUACGUCCUCCAGGAGGCACCGCACAGCGCCCCCAGCCAGAGUUCCGAGUUGCUUGGCGGCGAAUACAACACACACAACGGACCUUCCACGCCGGCAAAGGAGGGAGACGCGGACAGGCCGCACCGGGCCUCCGACGGGAAGCUCCGAGGCCGGUCGAAGCGGAGCAGCGACCCCUCCCCAGCGGGGGACAGUGAGAUCGAGCGUGUGUUCGUGUGGGAUUUGGAUGAAACGAUAAUUAUUUUUCACUCCUUACUCACCGGGACUUUUGCAUCCAGAUACGGGAAGGACACCACGACGUCCGUGCGCAUCGGCCUGAUGAUGGAAGAAAUGAUCUUCAACCUUGCAGAUACCCAUCUGUUCUUCAACGACCUGGAGGAUUGCGACCAGAUCCACGUUGACGACGUCUCAUCCGAUGACAACGGGCAAGAUUUAAGCACGUACAACUUCUCCGCCGACGGCUUCCACAGCUCGGCCCCCGGAGCCAACCUGUGCCUGGGCUCCGGCGUCCAUGGCGGCGUGGACUGGAUGAGGAAGCUGGCCUUCCGCUACCGGCGGGUGAAGGAGAUGUACAACACGUACAAGAACAACGUCGGUGGCUUGAUAGGAGCUCCCAAAAGAGAGACUUGGCUACAGCUCAGAGCCGAGCUGGAGGCUCUGACCGACCUCUGGCUGACCCACUCUCUAAAGGCGCUCAACCUCAUCAAUUCCCGGCCCAACUGUGUCAACGUGCUGGUCACCACCACUCAACUGAUUCCUGCCCUGGCCAAAGUCCUGCUGUAUGGACUGGGCUCCGUGUUUCCUAUUGAGAACAUCUACAGUGCAACCAAGACAGGGAAGGAGAGCUGUUUCGAGAGGAUAAUGCAGAGAUUCGGCAGAAAAGCCGUCUACAUCGUGAUCGGUGACGGCGUCGAAGAGGAGCAGGGGGCAAAAAAGCACAACAUGCCCUUCUGGCGGAUAUCCUGCCACGCCGACCUGGAGGCGCUGCGGCACGCCCUGGAGCUGGAGUAUCUAUAGCAGGACCCCCGGCCUCGCCACCUGCCACCCCGGGUGCCUCCCACCCACCCGGGGCCCUCGCCUCCCCCCGCCUCCGCGCCAGAUGCGGGACCCCGGGCACGGGCCCCGCGGCCGAGGGGACGUGCCUGGCGACCAUCUCAGAAGCCGUCCUUGCAGUCCACGUGGGUCCUGAGACGCAGAGUGCCCGGCAGGGGCUUUGGCAUAUUUAACUUUGGAGGAAAGGGCCGGCUGGGAGUCCGGGCUUUUCCACAAGACUCAACGGAACAAAAGCGACUUAUUGCUGAUUUGGGGGAGGGCUGGCGGUGAGGAGGGGGACGGGCUUGGGUUUUACUUUUCCUUUUUAAUUUAUGGACUGAU